AUGUUCCGAUUCCACAAAACCCUCGACAUCAUCACCCUCUUCCACAAAGUCGGGUCCCCAGCUUCGCAGAGGGUCGCGACUCUCCUCAAGCAGGUCUCUGCCAACGCGUCUAACCCGGCGACCCUGGACCAGGCGAGCGACCACAGUCACCAGACCUCGCCUAAGCGCGCCGAGUUUGAGCUCAACAUUACCGAGGAGCCUCCCACCGCCGACCAGGUCAAGACCAUCCUCGAAUACGUCGGUCCUAGCAAGGUGUCGAGCAUCAUCGCCGGUGCAUCGAACGAGAAGGAGGCGCUGAAGAAAUUCGACAUGGACAAGAACAGCUUACAGAGGCCACUAGUUGUGGACUGGAAUAACGGAAAGGCGACUACCUCUGAGAACGAGUCUGAGAUCCUCAAGAUGCUCAAUGCCUUGAACAGCAGCAAAUAA
This is a messenger RNA of Sodiomyces alkalinus F11, 429 nucleotides long. Its product is annotated as DUF1687-domain-containing protein. Gene Ontology annotation, cellular component: mitochondrion. Bases 1 to 429 code for a protein of 142 amino acids. Gene Ontology annotation, molecular function: oxidoreductase activity. The transcript is spliced from 3 exons. The record is from RefSeq and is a predicted model, not a curated record. NCBI's taxonomy places the organism in Eukaryota, Fungi, Ascomycota, Sordariomycetes, Glomerellales, Plectosphaerellaceae.